Drosophila elegans is the source of this 764-nucleotide messenger RNA. Its product is annotated as paxillin homolog 1. The record is from RefSeq and is a predicted model, not a curated record. Gene Ontology annotation, molecular function: transcription coregulator activity. Gene Ontology annotation, cellular component: nucleus; Z disc. Lineage: Eukaryota; Metazoa; Arthropoda; Insecta; Diptera; Drosophilidae. Bases 140 to 712 code for a protein of 190 amino acids. The transcript has a single exon.
GUUAAUAACUUUUUAUUUAAACUUGCCCAAACUUUGGAGGCUUUCCCACUUCUGUCAAAAUAAAGAAAAUAAAAUUUUAAAAAAAAUUUAAAAUUAUUAAAAUUUAUAAUAAUCCUAUCCAGAAAGCCUGUCUCGAAGAAUGACCCCUUCUAUUUGCUGCAGGUGCAACGAGCAGAUUCGGCACCGGGCAGUUUGCAGUUUGGGCAAGGCGUACCAUCCGCACCACUUCACCUGCACGGAGUGCGGCCUGGUGGUGGAUCCCCGCCUGUUCUUCGCCGUGAACGACGACGUGGUCUGCGGUGAGUGCUACCUGGGCCACCAUGCCGCUCGGUGCUCCGCCUGCCGGACGCCGAUUCUGGAGCGCUGCAUUAGCGCCGUGGGCCGCAAGUGGCACGAGAGGUGUUUCCGGUGCGUGAGCUGCAGCAAACCGCUGAUCUCAUCAUCCUUUUUCGACAUCAACGGAUACCUCUUCUGCAAAGAGCACUUCCGGGAACAGUUUUCGCCCCGCUGUGCCGCCUGUGCGGAACCGAUCGAGGAUCGGGCUGUGGUUGCGCUGGCCACCAAAUGGCAUGUGGAGUGUUUCAGGUGCUUCAUCUGCCGCCAAAGGAUCACCACCGGCGGUUUUAGGAUCCACAACGGACAACCCAUCUGCCUGGCCUGCUGCCAACCCACCACCAUCGUCUUGAGCCCCCAAAAUUUGUGUGCCUUAUAAAUGUCUAAAUGUCUAGCGGGCUUUAACCUGAUUUAAAUGGGGAAAGAGGGAC